Molecule: messenger RNA, 648 nt
Organism: Euleptes europaea (tarantolino)
Lineage: Eukaryota; Metazoa; Chordata; Lepidosauria; Squamata; Sphaerodactylidae
Product: serum amyloid P-component-like
Exons: 1
Biological process (GO): innate immune response
Molecular function (GO): complement component C1q complex binding
Source: RefSeq, a predicted model, not a curated record
UUUCUCUCCUCAGAUCUGGAAGGGAAGGCAUUUGUUUUCCCAGCAGAGUCAAACACUGCACAUGCAGUCUUGAAGACCACAAUCCAACAGCCCUUGACUAGCUUCACACUGUGCUUAAGACACUACACAGAAGUGAACCGCGCCCAAUGCCUCUUCUCUUAUGCAAGCAGAAGGAAUGACAAUGAGAUUGUCCUCUUCAGAAACAAUAUCAACGAUUACCGCCUCUAUAUGGGGGGGCUUACCUAUGUAACCUUCAAGGUUCCAGAAACAUUAACCACCAACUCUAUUGGGGGGCACCUCUGUGUAAGCUGGGAGUCCGCCACAGGCUUAGCGGAGCUCUGGGUGAAUGGGCAGCCUUUGGUCCGGAAGAGUUUGAAGAAAGGUCACUCUGUCGGUGCUGAAGGAUCUGUUGUUAUUGGGCAAGAACAAGAUAGCUUUGGAGGUGGCUUUCAAGCCCAUCAAUCCUUCGUAGGGGAGAUCACAGACGUGUACAUGUGGGACCGUGUUCUGCGCCCUGAUGAAGUGGUCCUUGCCUGGCACAACCACGCUCUUCCUGACUACCUGAUUAACUGGAGAGCACUUAGUUACGACAUCAAAGGCUACGCCAUGGUUAAGCCUGCCUUGCUGUCUGUCUACAGAGCUGGGUAG